Molecule: messenger RNA, 591 nt
Organism: Marmota flaviventris (yellow-bellied marmot)
Lineage: Eukaryota; Metazoa; Chordata; Mammalia; Rodentia; Sciuridae
Gene: Dema1
Product: chromosome 14 C2orf74 homolog
Source: RefSeq, a predicted model, not a curated record
AUGGUUGUGAAAGUGGACAUAUCGUCUGGCAACCGUAUUAGCUUUGAGGCCACAGCAUUCACUUUCUUCAUCAUCCUUCUAAUUUGCCUCAUUUGCAUCCUCCUUUUAUUGGUGGUUUUUUUAUAUAAAUGUUUUCAAGGCAAGAGAGAAGAGACAGAAAAAAUUCCUUGCUCAGAUGCUAACGGAGGUGAAGAGUGUUCGCCUGCUAAUGUGGAGAAUAAUACAGGAGGCCAAGAAAAGGUCAUAAUGGAAAUCAUGGGCAUGAAUGCACCAGUGAGGCACAGCAUUCUUGUCCAGAGACGGAAUAAGGAAGCGGUGGCCACAUCCUUAGAAAACAGAGAGGACAUGGAGGCACAGGAGGGAGACAAAAUGAAAAAGAAGCAAGUGUCUGGGAAUGCUGGAGAAACUGAUCAAGAGGGUGAAAAGUUGAAGAUAACACACCUACCUCUCAAUAGAGUUUCUUCAGAUGUUGAAAACUCAAAAAGACCUUUAAAAGGAGUGACAUUUUCUAGGGAAGUAAUUGUCGUGGAUCUUGGUAAUGAAUACUCUGCACCUCGAAGUUACACUCGAGAACAUAAAGAGAGAAAAUGA